AUGGGCAUGGUGUGGGGCUGCGUUACUGACUUUUUCACCUACGAGACCACCAAGUCUGUGGUGGUCAAGAGCUGGUCCGUGGGCAUCAUCAACCGGGUCGUACAAGUGCUCAUCAUCUCAUAUUUUGUCGGCUGGGUCUUCAUCCACGAGAAAGCGUAUCAGUCGAUCGACACCGCCAUCGAGUCCUCCGUGAUGACCAAAGUAAAAGGCUUCGGUGUUCAUAACAACCGUGUGAUGGAUGUGGCCGACUAUGUCUUCCCCCAACAGGGUGCAGGUGUCUUCUGCAUCAUGACCAAGAUCAUCAUCACAGAAAAUCAGUUUCAAGACAGAUGUCCUGAGCUUGGGAGAAAGUUUAAAUGCACCACAGACGCAGACUGCACCAAGCAUUUAGGCAGCGUCCUGUCCAACGGGGUGAUAACAGGUGUUUGCAUUCGGCCUUACAACAGCACAGACGGUCGAUGUGAGAUUUAUGGAUGGUGUCCAGCUGAAAAUGACGAAGUUACAAUAGAACCAAUGCUAGAUGUGAACAACUUCACCAUCUUCAUCAAAAACAGCGUUCGCUUCCCACUCUUCGAUGUCACCAGAGGAAACUUUCCCAGUAAAAUGACUAGUGACAUGAUCAAGAGAUGCAACUACGACCGGGAAACCAACCCCUCCUGCCCCAUCUUUCGUGUGGGGGACGUGCUGAAGUACACCGGGCAGAACAUAUCUGCACUGGCAGAUAAGGGUGGAGAAAUAGGAAUAAACAUUGAGUGGAAGUGUAACCUGGACCUGGACAUUGAGAAAUGUGUACCCAGGUAUUCAUUCACACGACUGGAUGCACCAUUUGCCAAGAAUGCCGUCUCCAAAGGCUACAACUUCAGAUUUGCUAAAUAUUUCAAGACAGAGAAUGGGACUGAGUUUCGGACACUUCACAAAGCAUACGCAAUCCGCUUUGAUGUCAUGGUCACUGGCAAGGCAGGAAAGUUUGACACAAUCCCAACACUGAUCAGCUUGGUUGCUGCCUUCACCUCUGUUGGACUGGGUACUGUUCUCUGUGACAUUAUCCUCCUGAACUUCUUGAAAGGGGCGGAUCAGUACAAAGCCAAGAAGUUUGAAGAGGUGUCGAGUGCUCAGAUAGAAGCAUCUCUUGCUCAGAGCCCAGGCAGCCAGCUGUCACUCCAACCAGGUAUCAAAAGCUCCUACGACUCCGGAGCCAUUUCCCUCGCUGCCUCUGACCAACCUAUCUGACUGACGACGACAUGAAGAAAUGGACUUUCCUCUCCAACUCUUUCCCUUUUUGUCUUGUGACAAGAUUCUUUAUGCCUUUUCUGAUUAUCAGGAUUUUGCGGUAAGGUUGUCAUGAUACCAGAAUGUUAAACUUUAAUCAAAUACUAGCUUAAGAAAAAAACAAUAAUCAGUACCUCUUCCAAUACCAAAAAGAAAAAAGUCCUAUAGAAUAGAACAAAUGCAACAAACUGCACGCCGUGCUCGUACAGGAAAUGUUGAUGAACACGUACCAACACAUUUGUUAUAAUUUUAACAAUAAACAUUGCUACCUUUGGAAAAUAUUCCCUGCCUUGUAGGCCAGCCCGGUUUCAGCAAAUAUUUUUUACAUUUCUGCAAACCACAGAUAUGUUGAUCUAAAACACUUUUGUUGUCUGGUGAUGAAAAAUAUGUGUUAUGUGUUUGUUCAAAGCCGUAUACACUCACCGGCCACUUUAUUAGCUAGCAAGGUGUACCUAAUAAAAUAGCGAUGUGGUAUUUUGCUGCUCAUCUGCUUCAAGGUUGGACAUGUUGUGUGUUCAGAGAUGGUCUUCUGCAUACCUUGGUUAUAACGGUUAUAUGAAUUACUGUUGCCUUUCUAUCAUCUCCAACCAGUCUGACCAUUCUCCUCUGACCUCUGGCAUCAACAAGGAGGACUGGCCCUCACUGGAUAUUUUCUCUUUUCCAGACCAUUCUCUGUAAACCCUAGAGAUGGUUGUGUAGGAAAAAAUCCCAGUAGCAGUUUCUGAAAUACUCACAAUGCACCAUGUCUACAUGUCUUAAUGCAUUGAGCUGCCAUGUGAUUGGCUGAUUAGAUACCUGCGGUAAUGAGCAGUUGAACGGGUGUUCCUAAUAAAGUAGCCAGUGAGUGUACAUCUGCUGUUGGGAUGGCACCAAACAAUCCAGACUGGUUUCAUACCCCAUUUUUGGAAGUUGUUUUUUUGUAACCGUACCAAAGUUUUGGUGCCUAACCUUAAUUAAUCAGUUUUUAAACUGCUAAAGAGCGAUCAUCACGUUUACAAUGUCUUCCGGAUGUCAUGUGUUUGCAACCGGUUGAAAGCAUCACUCGUCACAUCACAAUGGUUCAGAACCGUUCAUAUUCAACAAGUAUUGUUUGUUGAUUAUAAUUCAGAGUAACUACUUCUACUCCUCAAAGAAUUGUCACUAGCACUUAUUGCUGCACUAAUGGCUCUUAUUGCACUAUACUUUGAUUGUUCCCCAUUUUUCCUGUAAGUCGCUUUGGAUAAAAGCGUACGCGAAAUGACUACAUGUAAAUGUAAAUGUAACUAUGUGGUUUGCCGAAAUGUAAAAUGUUUGCCGAAAUGUAAAACAUUAAUCCUGGCCGUGUAGGCCUUUGUCAUUUUUAAUGCUUUAAGUAUUAUUUAUUUUUUUCUCUCUAAUAUUGCUUCACUUGU
Messenger RNA from Centropristis striata (black sea bass), 2660 nucleotides. RefSeq names its product purinergic receptor P2X, ligand-gated ion channel, 3a (gene p2rx3a). The transcript is spliced from 12 exons. Gene Ontology annotation, biological process: response to ATP; monoatomic cation transmembrane transport. Gene Ontology annotation, cellular component: plasma membrane; nuclear inner membrane. The record is from RefSeq and is a predicted model, not a curated record. Lineage: Eukaryota; Metazoa; Chordata; Actinopteri; Perciformes; Serranidae. Gene Ontology annotation, molecular function: ATP binding; extracellularly ATP-gated monoatomic cation channel activity; purinergic nucleotide receptor activity. Bases 1 to 1230 code for a protein of 409 amino acids.